GCAGGGCACCACCCUAUGCAGAUUACAGAAUACAGUUGAAAGAAAAAGAACAAGAGAAAAAAGGGAAAGGGGGAAGAAACAGAAAAGCAGCGGUUAGUUUAAGACGGAACGGAAGAAGAAGAAGAAGGAAGAAUGAGUUGGCCCCGAGGGGGAGGGGGAGGGGGUUAUAAACCCUAAAUUGUCGUCGUCGUCGUCGAUUUCUUAUUCGAUUGUGUUAUUGGUGAAAGACAGAAAGAAAGAAAGAAAGAAGAGCGGAGAGCACUGGAGACGGCGGGUUAGGGAGUAUAUGAUGCUUUGCGAAGCAUUGCGUGAUCGAAUACAGGCAUGGCUUCGUGACUACGACAGGCUUCAAUAUUUGGCGAUCAUCCUCCUCUACAUUCAGAUUGCGUGCGCAUUGGUAGGAUCGCUGGGAGCAUUGUACAACGGAGUGUUGCUGAUCAAUCUGGCGAUUGCAUUGUUCGCUCUGGUCGCAAUCGAAAGUAGCAGUCAGAGCCUCGGCCGCACAUACGCCGUCCUUCUCGUCUGCGCCAUCUUCCUCGAUAUCUUCUGGUUCAUUCUCUUUUGUCACGAAAUAUGGAUUCUUACUACCGGCGAUUACACAGCUCUCUAUAUCUUUUCAGUCAAACUCACUCUCGUUAUGCAAAUCAUCGGCUUUUUUAUCAGGUUUUCCUCCUCAUUCCUGUGGAUUCAGAUCUACAGGUUGGGCCUCUCCUACGUAGUAGACCCUGCACCGACUCCUAGAGAUGCAGAUUUUGAUUUACGAAAUAGUUUCUUGAGUCCAACUACUCCCACGCCUGCUGUACUUAGACAAACCUCCGAUUCUAGUGAUGCCUUAGGAGGCUCUAUCUAUGAUCCAGCUUAUUACUCAUCACUCUUCGAAGAGAGCCAGGGAAAAUGUUUCAGUGGCAAUGGAUCUACUUCUGCUGCUGAAGCUUGUAAGGUGAAACCAUCUGUAGUCAGAUCUUUUCAGUUCAUAGAUGAGGAGAAGACAGCAAGCCAGCAUUCAGUUUAAUUUUGAAUAGGGUUAUCUCUGUUUUCUUUUUGGAUCCACUCCCAUUAUUGUUUAGAGGAUCAUUCACUUAGUCACUGCGGCCAGUCUGUAUGGGGAGUGGGCUUGUACAGUCAAAACACAUUACUAAGCAUUUUUUGCCCAGAUGGAAGCUGCCGAUCAAAGUAAAGGAACCGUGUGGUUUGGUAUGUCAAAAGCUUGGAUCAAGAUUCAAUCCCAUGCUCCUUGUGAUGUGGAUGAUGUGUCUUGGAUAUACAAUUACAUUUGGCAUGUUGAAUUGUCUGAAUUGUUCAAUCGGGCAUGGUCCAUGUAAUGUGUAUCAACUUUCUGGAUUUGCAAUGAGGCAUAGAUUGUAUGCAGAUUGUGCGGCGGGGAAGUUGAGGUUAAGGAACCCAGGCAAUUGCCUCUUGUUCCCGUAGUAUAAAGAAUUGGUUGACCAUUCAGUUCAAUGGACCUUUGUUUUUGAUGGAUCAAACACUCCGUUACUAUAUCUUUAA
This is a messenger RNA of Rosa chinensis, 1506 nucleotides long. RefSeq lists its product as uncharacterized. NCBI's taxonomy places the organism in Eukaryota, Viridiplantae, Streptophyta, Magnoliopsida, Rosales, Rosaceae. Bases 287 to 1012 code for a protein of 241 amino acids. The transcript has 5 exons. The record is from RefSeq and is a predicted model, not a curated record.